Molecule: messenger RNA, 2577 nt
Organism: Dryobates pubescens (Downy woodpecker)
Lineage: Eukaryota; Metazoa; Chordata; Aves; Piciformes; Picidae
Gene: PDGFB
Product: platelet derived growth factor subunit B
Exons: 7
Coding region: 710-1531 (273 amino acids)
Biological process (GO): positive regulation of cell population proliferation; platelet-derived growth factor receptor signaling pathway; positive regulation of MAP kinase activity
Cellular component (GO): membrane
Molecular function (GO): growth factor activity; platelet-derived growth factor receptor binding
Source: RefSeq, a predicted model, not a curated record
GCGGCUCUGCUCCGAGGCUUGUCAAGGCUCAGCACACACACACACGCAACCCGGAGUGAAAACAUUUACUCUCACCUGUCUUCAAACCCAAAGCAAACCUCACGUCCAAGCAAACUGCCAACACUUCGAACGAGAAGACACCCAAGCCAGAAUCUAAUGUAAGGGGAAGAAUUUAAAUGUACACUUAGCAACUUCUCGCUGUAAAGCAAGUGGGUGUAAGGAAGGCAAGGAGCAUUUUAAGACAAGGACCCCUUGAAGAAGAUUUUGUGGUUUUCUCUCUUUUUUGGAUUUUGUACCAAACUUUGGAAAAGUUGUGGGCUUUUUAAUUAUUACUUUGUGCACCUUUUUUUCUAAGAACAUUGAGUCACUGUUUCCCGUAUGUAAAAUAUUUUUAAUACAUAUAUUUUCAAAAGGAAGACAAUCAAGAGGGAAAAUAAACCAAAAUAGCAUGUGGACCACCUAGCAGAAAGGAAUCCUGAAGCAUCCCUUGUGGCGAGGGGGACACAGACUCUGGAUGCGUAUAAUUUCGAGGGACUGCAUUUUUUUUCCACCGGAUUUAUGAGAUAGCGCAGAGGCAGGCGAGUCACCGAGAAUCGCUUGUGUCUCCCCUCACCACUAUCACCAUCACCACCUCCUCUUCCAAGGGCUCCUGCAACUCUCCCAGCACCAGCCCGGCUCGGAGGGGAAAUGGGAACGCGGGGCGCCUUCGAUGCCUGAGGUCGGGCGGCCGCGGAGCUGUUUGCGGGAAGCGUUUCCCUCUCGGGGCUCGCCGUCCAUGUGCCCGCAGCCGGCGGGGCCUGAAGUCGGGAUGAAUUUCGGCGUGGUCUUCGCGUUCAUCCUCUCCCUACCCCUGGCCCGCCUGGAGGGGGACCCAAUACCUGAAGACAUUUAUGAGAUUUUGGGCAGCAGCUCAGUACGUUCCAUCAGCGACCUGCAGCGUGCUCUGCGGAUAGACUCCGUAGAGGAAGAUAGCUCGAGCCUGGACCUGAAUGCAACUCAGAUUGGUCAAAACCCCAUAGUCCUGUCUCGGGAGCGACGAAGCCUGGACGCUCUGGCAGCAGCGGAGCCGGCUGUCCUGGCGGAGUGCAAGACGCGGGCGGUGGUCUUUGAAAUCUCCCGCAACAUGGUGGACAGCACCAACGCCAACUUCGUGGUGUGGCCUCCCUGCGUGGAGGUGCAGCGCUGCUCCGGCUGUUGCAACAACCGCAAUGUGCAGUGCCGCCCCGUGCAGAUUCGCGUCCGGCACGUCCAGGUGAACAAGAUCGAAUUUGUCCAGAGGAAGCCAAAAUUCAAAAAAGUUGUUGUGCCUUUGGAGGACCACGUGCAGUGUCGCUGUGAAGCGGUGUCCCGUCCGCCCCCCAGGAGCAGCCGGCCAGGGCCACGCGAGCAGCGCCGCUUGUCCCCCGCGUUCACCACAGCCGCUGUCUCGCAGCGGCAGCGAGUACGCCGGCCGCCGGCGCAGAAGAGGAAACAUAAGAAGUACAAGCAUGUCAACGAUAAGAAAGUGCUGAAAGAAAUCCUCAUAGCAUAGAAGUGCUGGCAGGGGAGAGAGCACAAAGCAGGUUUAUUUAAUGUAUUUGCUGUAUUGCCCCCAUGGGGUCCUUGGAGUGAUAACUUUUCCUCUUUGUCCAUCUGCCUCGACGUCUGAUUCAGACGGCAAUUGGUGCUUCCCUUUCCAUCAGUGAACCUUCUCCCACCAAAGCCUCUCCCUUCUUUCAUUUAUUAGCAUAAUUUUAAAGUUUUACACACACAAAAAAAAAAAGAACAAAGAUGACCUAUAUAUAUAUAUAUAUAUGAGAGAAGAGAACAAAGUACAAAUAAAACCAUGAACCCUGACAGCCACAACACGCAACGAAGACAGGACAAUGCCUUCCCUGCUCCAGAGGACAAUGUGAAAAGGAAAGUGGGUCCAAUUUCUUCUGAGGGGAGGAGAAAAACAAACAGACAGAGAGGGAAAGGGAAUAUUUUCCCUUUGCUUGAUGGUUCUGGUAAGGAUGGGGGGCCUGGCUGAGAUCAGCACUUGCACUGGACCUGCACGUUGGAAACAGGCAAAUCUCAGAUUGUGAGCGGCGACCGGUGGUGGAAAAUGCACUAAGGACUCUGAGUGCCCUACCUGGACAGAUCUCUAUUUUUAAUGUGCUGUGGAUAUUUUAUUUUGAGAAGAGGAAAAAAAAAAGAAACCACUAAGAUACACAACAUCUCGGGGAACAGAACAAAACAAACACACAAAAAGAAGCAAAACAGAGAAGCCAAAUGCAUUCCCCCCCACCCCCACCCCCUCUCUUUCCCCUCCUGCUCCUGGUGCUGACUGGAAGGUGUCUGAAUCAUGGGGAAGGAGCAGACGGUGGCAGGAUUGUCUCCACGUCCCCGGCCCCUGCCAUGGGGAGCCCUCUUUGCACAUGCUGGUGGAGAAUUCAACUUUCCAGGCUAGGACUGAAAUUAUUUUUGAAAUUUGCUCUGUGUGUGUGUGUGUGUAUGUGUGUGGGUGUGUGUGCAUACACACACGUGUGUGUGCGUGCUUCUGUGUGUGUGUGUUGAGUAUGUGUAUUUAUACAUACAUAUAUAAAUAUAUAUAUA